Messenger RNA from Zerene cesonia (dogface butterfly), 1750 nucleotides. RefSeq lists its product as uncharacterized. NCBI's taxonomy places the organism in Eukaryota, Metazoa, Arthropoda, Insecta, Lepidoptera, Pieridae. The record is from RefSeq and is a predicted model, not a curated record. The transcript has 11 exons. The coding region runs from base 1 to 1686 and encodes 561 amino acids. Gene Ontology annotation, molecular function: 2-oxoglutarate-dependent dioxygenase activity; protein binding.
AUGAGUAAAAAGCAUUUGAAUGAAAAGAAAAUUACGCAUUUAUUUAUGCACGAGAAAAAUCUUACUGAAAUUCCUCUCCCAAAACAUUGCACUCAAGUUAUCUACGCUUAUUACCACAAUAAUUACAUUACAAAAAUACAAAAUUUGGACCUUAUGUACAAUUUGACACAUUUACAUUUGCAAUGGAACAAACUAACGAAAAUAGAAGGUCUCGAAAAACUAGUCAAACUGAAAAAGCUUUACUUGAGUAACAACAGAAUAAGUGUCGUAGAAAAUUUGGAGGGUUUAAAAUAUUUGGAAGAACUUCACAUUGAUAAGCAAAAUAUUGAUGAUCCAUUAUGCUUUGAUCCAAGAACAAUGAUUUCUAUAGGUGCAUCUCUUAGAAUACUUAAUGUAUCAGAAGACAAAAUAACAGAAGUGCUUUGGGUUAAGCCUUUACGCCGUCUCGAAGUACUUAUUGCGAAGAAGAAUCAAAUGGACGAUGUUCAGGCCGUAGCAGACGCUCUAUGCCCUCUCGUCGGUUUGGUUGAUGUCAAUUUUACUGGAAAUCCCAUUACGAAGAAACAUAGAUAUAAAGAAACUAUUAUAGCUAGAUGUGGUCCUUUACGUGUACUGGACACGGUGCAUAUUCACAACACAUCCAGGGUUUUUCUACAAAGUUUUGACAAGGUGGUUAGAUUGCGCCAACUACACGAAAAUAACAAAUUGAGUACGAGUCGCGAAGGUGCUGAUGAGUUUUUCGAUCUGAAUAUGUUGCCAGGCCCUAGAGCACAGAGCGCUAUGGCGAUUAGUGAGUUUUCGAAUCAGAAACCUAAGAUGACCGCCGUAGAUUCUAGUUACACUUUUAUGCCUCGAGCACUCUGGCCAAGUAGACAAAAUGCUUCACCUAUUGCUGCAGUCAAUCCAGCUCCUCUGAGGUUUACAGCGUUGAUGAAAACUAUUCCAGAUAAAUUAGUGACAGUAGCUGUCACACCAAAUGGAUACGCUGAUGGUAUCACCAAAGAUAAAUCUGGUGAGGAACACUUUGUGAUGCCUUUGGAAGUUGAAACAACCAUGUCUGAAUUCCUUACCAUGCUUGAGGCUAAAAGGGAAAAUUAUAUCCCAUACAUACAGAAACAAAACUCAAAUUUGACUGAAGAUUUCAAAGAGCUGUUGGCGGAUGUGGAAUUGGAUGUCAAGUUUGCAAGUGAGGCAUUUAAUAAAAAACCAGAUGCUGUGAACUUUUGGAUGGGCGACGAAAGAGCCAUUACAUCUAUGCACAAAGACCCAUACGAGAACAUAUACUGUGUUAUCGAUGGAUACAAGGAGUUUAUACUCAUCCCUCCCACUGACCUCCCAUAUGUACCUUAUAAGAAAUACCCACAAGCUGUUUUUAAACGAAAUAACGAUUGGGAAAUAGUACCGAUAGCUGAUUGUUCUGAUGGAAGUAUUACUUUGCCCUGGAUUUGUGUAGAUCCCCUGAAUCCCGACUUAGCAAAAUAUCCACAAUUUGAAAGAGCCCACAGAUACAAAAUUCGAUUGAACAAAGGCGAUUGUCUAUACCUCCCUAGUCUAUGGUUCCACCACGUCACCCAAAGUCACGGUUGCAUAGCCGUUAACUACUGGUACGAUAUGGAAUUUGAUAUUAAAUACUGCUACUUUAAAAUGUUAGAAAAAUUAUGUGAAAAUGCAACUAAAAAUUUAUAACCACCAGAGUAAUCAUUUUCGUUAGUUUGUUAAAAAUGACAGAAAGUAUUUGUAUAUUAAUGUA